ACCCGCAGGAGACAGCCGGGGCCGGGCGCCCGCCCCGUUACAGCCGGUGGCCGCGGCCCCUUCUCCGAGCGGCGAGCCAACUGAAAAUGUCUCAGAAUCCUGACAAGCCACAUUCAAGUAAAGAGAAGUUGGGUGGCUUGGAGGAUGGUCAAGAGGAGAGCUUGGACAACCUGGACCAGUCUAUUAGGAAGAGAAUACGACAGAGUGCUCCAGGGUCACACAGAGAUGAUACACCAAAGUCCAGUCCUCCUCGGCCUGUGUCAGUAGAAGAGCUCAUGGAAACAGCUAAGGGAGUAACCAACAUGGCAUUAGCACAUGAAAUUGUUGUUAAUGGAGACUUCCAGAUAAAACCAACUGAAUUACCAGAACACAGCUUAGAAAAAAAAGUAAGAGAUAUUGUGCAUAAGGCUUUUUGGGAUUGUCUGGAAGCUCAGCUACAGGAAGAUCCACCGAUAUAUGACCAUGCAAUUAAACUACUGGGAGAAAUUAAAGAGAAUCUCCUGUCCUUCUUGUUGCCUGGUCAUAUGAGACUGAGAAGCCAGAUUACUGAAGUUCUUGACUUGGAUUUGAUAAAACAGGAGGCAGAAAAUGGGGCCCUUGACAUUUCUAAGUUGGUUGAAUUUGUUAUUGGGAUGAUGGGGACUCUCUGUGCUCCAGCUCGAGAUGAAGAAAUUAAGAAGCUAAAAGAUAUUAAUGAAAUAGUUCCCCUGUUCAGAGCAAUUUUCUCUGUAUUAGACCUAAUGAAAAUGGAUAUGGCAAACUUCGCUGUCAGUAGUAUUAGGCCAAAAUUAAUGCAGCAGUCUGCUGAAUAUGAAAGAAAGAAGUUUCAGGAGUUUCUUGAGAAACAGCCAAAUUCUUUAGACCUGGUUACAAGGUGGUUGCAAGAAGCAGCAGAUGAUCUUGCAAAGCUGAGAUGUAAGAUGCUGCCUCCACACUGCAGUAGUGAUGGUGCCACAGGGGGAGCUUUCACCUUGUGCCCCACUGCUGUACAAAAUCAUGCCUAUCUGAAGCUGCUAAAGUGGGAUCACUUAAACAGGCGUUUUCCAGAAACAGUGCUCAUGGACCAGAGUCGCUUUCAGGAAAUACAGCUGGAGCUGGAGCAGCUGCUGCUGAUGGGGACAGUCCUGCUGGUGACGUUCAGUGCAUCAGGCCCCGCGCUCAUCGACGUGCCUGGAUUUGCUGAGAGAAUCAAAACCAUUGUCAGGGUACUGCUGACAGGAAUGCAUCUUCCGUCCUUUAACCUGCAGGAGUCCUUGGCCACCAUGGGUGAGAAGGUGUGUGCUGAAGUGAACAGCUGCCUGUCCCAGCAUGGCUUCACGCCCUUCACCGCCGAGAGAGAGGCUGUGCUUAAAGGGCAGAUCCAAGCAGCGGCCAACCCAGAGAACUCCAUCUGCAAGCUCGUAGAUUCUCGAAUUCAAAAGUUUCUGGAGAAUUAUCUUGCAUCUAGUCACCAGAAAUCCUUACCUGCUGUUCCUGGAGGAUUAGGCCCUAUUCAAAGAGAGCUGGAAGAGAUUGCUGUCAAGUAUGUUCGUCUUGUCAACUACAACAAAAUGGUCUUCAGCCCUUACUAUGAUGCAGUCCUUGGCAAAAUACUGACUAAGGAAGAAUCCCAGUUUCUAGGGAAGUCAGAAGAAUCCUAAAACCAGUUUGUAUGCUACAAAUGUGGUAUUGUCAGCUAUCUGAAAAAACAGUUGCACCGAUACUUGUCUAGGAAAACAGCUUUCCAUGUAAAUACUGGUUCCUUUUAAUUCACUAGUGAUGACGGGCAAGGAAAAUCCAUGAAAUACAAUCGAGGUUCUGAAGUAAAUGCUGAGAGAUGCAUUUUAAGUGUGAAACCGGGGGGUGUGGCUUGGUACAUUUCUGGCUGCAAUUUUGAGGGUUUAAGAACCAAACUUUGUAUUUAAGUGGCUCAUUUUAGGGCAUUUGACUCUGAUUUACCGUGAAUUUAGUUUAAUUAAUCCAGAGCAGAUUAGCAAUGGUCUUUCCCAGAAGGGGUGAUUUAGCUUUUAAAAAAUACUACAUUAAAAGUCUUAAGAAGAAAACAAAAAUUAGGUAAGAGAAACUUUAACAGGCAAAAACCAAAUCCAAACAGCACUUUAUUGUAACAUUAUGGUUAGUAUGGUAAACUACAAGUUUUUUCUGCAUUUGACUGCAUUUUUAAUAGCGCUUUUUUUGCUGUUUACCUGCAGAUGUUACAAAACACAUGAUAUAUUUUUGUAGCAAUUUUUCUGGUUAUUGGGUAACUGUCCUCUGCUAUGUACAGAACUUCCAAAGGUGGCAAUCUUAUAGAUUGCAGCUGUAUUUAUCUCUUGUAAAGACUUCAGAAGGGCAGAGCUAAAAAUGUUGUGAUAAAAGUGGCAUUUCUUACCUUCUUUUUUUUCUUUUGCUAGUAGUUUACUCCUUUUUAUGUGAAAUACUAAUUUUGAAGUAAAUCUUUGUCAUUUUUCAGAAGGUGGAUUUCAAGUGUGUGAAACUUUAGGCUGAAACUUUUACUUGCUUUUUUUAAGUUUACAACUGGAGGUGGUUGCAUCUUCAAUCACAUCUUCAAAAAUAUCCAGGGGUGCACUAUUGGAAGUGUGAUUUUAACGUACUGUGAGAAGUGAGUUGUGUAAUAUUUAAAGUAGAAGAUUUUUUUCACUUUGUAGAGGUGUUUGUGAAACUUGAAACUAUUUGUAGGUCUUAAAUUUAAUUAGCUACAUGUCAUAUAGAAGAGUGUUCGCAGAAGAGCUCAGUGAUCUUGCAGCCUUGUUGCAAUUUCAGACUCAGCUAGGAGGUAAGUAUGUUUGCAAGUUUCCUCUAGUUGAGCAGAACACUAGAUUACAGUAAUCAAAAUUUGAUGAUUUUAUGAAAGCAGAGUUCUUAGUUGUAAACAGUGUGUCCCAAGUGCUGGACUAUCCAAAACAGAAUGUGUCAUCUUUCAAAAAAAAACCCCAGGUUACGUAACAUAAAUAAAGAGCCCUUUGAUUUCUAACAUCCAGGUUCAUUUCAUUAAUCCAUUAGUCAGCCAAAAUAAUAGAACGUCUAGGAGGCACUUGCUUAUGAAUCAAUGUUGAUGCUUUCCUUCAAAUGUCAGUGUGGAUACAGCUGCACUAACUUUGAGUUUGGAGGAAGGUGGGAUAAGUAAGACCUUUUAUUCCAUGUUAGCCUGUGCAGCGAUUAAAUCAAAUGUUUUCUCAUCCAUUACAAUCUCUUCCCCUAAGGGAAAAAAACCACCAAAUCCCUGCAGGAGACCACCAGCUCAGACAAGUGAUUUUUCCUCUUGGCUAAAUGUACUCAGAAAAUGGAUGUCUGUCUGUCCAUGUUUCUGUGAUAACUUGAAAAUCAGUAAGUUGGUUAGCCAGAAAAACCCAGUUCCGAGUAUGUUUUUGGUGUGGCCCCCUUCGUUGUUUGAAUCAGCAAAAGGAUACUAGAGAGGUCUUUGAGACUGCUGCAUCUGCACACUGUACUCAGUUAUUAGUGCAGGAUCCACCUCAAAACACAGCUUUGCAGCUCCAAAACGUUCAGUAGUCUGUGUAACAAAAGAGCUACUGGAAACAUUAUUGCUGGAAAGAGGAAAAAACCCAACCCCCUACGAGAAAGCUAUUUUCAUUUGUGUUAAAUGAGUUGCAGAAGUUAUACAUUUUAGUAUUGCCUAGAGACUGCCUUUAAAGGCCCCUGUGAAUUUAUGCUUAUGACAAAAAACUAGGUGCUAUAGAGGAUGAUCUCAAAGAUGUGAGAAGGAACAACGUAACUUAGAAAGGCCUACUUCGAAAAGUAGGUGACUGCUGCCAGAAUGACUGGGGCUGCAUGAGGGAUAGAUGAAAUCGUGCUUGGUGACUGUAAGAGAUAGAUGGCUGCCCCCAGCUCGGGGGCUUGCAGGGUCCAGGAUUGAUCAGGUCCGUGCUCCCUCCCGCCAGACCCACAGUCCCUGUACUGCAGGGGGGGAAGGUCACUCUCCUUGUCCAGCGCCGGAGUUUCCCAGAGCACGGGGUUCUGACGCUCUCAGCCAAGUGCAAUCCUCAGACAGUCAACUACCAGUUAAAAUCUCAAGCGGGCAUAGAAAUGGCUUUGAAAGUUCACGUAGUGUUUUUGUUAGCUUUUUUGAAAAUAAGAGGUUAAACUAUGUAGCUGAUCUAUUAGCAUUUAGCUUUGUGCAUUAUUAAGUGGAAGAACCAACGCAGCCAUGCGGGGACAGACGGUGUUCUACUACUCCACAUUAGGAACACACACCCAGUUUGUCUUACAGUGCUGUCUUCUUUAAGCAGUCGUGGAAUUAAAAGCAAAAGUAUACUGUAUCCUCUAGAAAAAUGGAAGAAAAGCUAAUUCUAAUAUGUAUGUUCUGAGCAAUUUCCUGUGAUGGUCUUAUUAACAUUGCUUUUGAAGUGGCUGAGUAAUA
Colius striatus (speckled mousebird) is the source of this 4375-nucleotide messenger RNA. RefSeq names its product t-complex 11 like 1 (gene TCP11L1). NCBI's taxonomy places the organism in Eukaryota, Metazoa, Chordata, Aves, Coliiformes, Coliidae. The record is from RefSeq and is a predicted model, not a curated record. Bases 87 to 1640 code for a protein of 517 amino acids. Gene Ontology annotation, biological process: signal transduction. The transcript is spliced from 10 exons.